AUGAGCCGAAUACCAAAUACGGCACAGGCCUCAUUCUACAAAACACCUGACAUUCAACAUCAUCAACUUUCCCACCAAACAUCUCCCUACAAUCAUAUAUACUCAUCAUCAAACUCUUUUGCCUAUAAACCUACUUCAAUUCCUCCUAUUGAUGCACCAGCUGAGAAGCCGGUUGUCCUACCAGUUAAUAAGCUAUCGCCACCUGCAUCUCCUGCCUCUGACCCUCCCUUCUUGGCCGCUAUGAACCCUGGUAGUAGCAAACAAUCACUUAAACGAAAGCUGUCUGAUGAAGAAGAGGGUAAAAGGUUAAGGAGCAGAGUCUCAAGUGCUGGCAGUAACGGACGAGAACAUGAAAUGGCAUCGUAUAUUAUGCCUAGCCAAUCUCCAAUACCUCCACCGAUACCUCCUGCCACUUCGUACUUCGACGGUGCAUCGACGCAAUACACCUUCCCAUCAGAUCUGCCAGUAGCAUUAGCAGAUGAAUAUCUUCGAUUUAGUCCUCUGCACAAUCCUCAGACGGAUUCAUUGCUAGAUCCAACAGAAUGGCAAAACUGGGAAGAUUUUUUAACGAAACUGAUGGUAGAUGAUACACCACAGCAACAAGCACCUUCGCCAGAAAAAGCUGUAACAGAUGCUAAUAAACCAACUGGUGCUGGACAACCAAUAUCUUCUGCAUCGUCGUCAGCACUAUCAUCGUCAUAUAACGCUGCACCAUUUAGCAAUCCCCUAGUUAGCAAUAGUAUACCACCUUCAGUACCAACUGGACCGUUACCAUUACAUGAUACUCAACCAUUAAUGUAUGGUUAUCCUCAGACACCACACCAGCAACAUUUACCGCUUCAAUUAAGCCAAGGUCGUCCACACAAUUUUCAACCAUCACCAUUACUACCUAUGCCUAGUAGCUUCCCACCAGCACCAGCUCCUCCACCGCCUACAGUUGUCGAUACCAAGAGUAGUGUAAAUAUGAAUCGCAGGGCAUCUUUAGAAGGAGAAAUAAUGGCUGCUCAACAAUUAUCAAACCUAGCUCAACAUGCACAACAAGAUUCGCUUUAUGGUCGCAAUGCAGUAGUGAACAAUAGACCCGCACCGCCAGUAGUUGACAGGGAUCAGUUAGAAAAACCUAACAAGCAUCUAGUAGGACCACAACCACGUGAUAAGAGAAAGGAAUAUAAUCCUGUUGGAGCAUCUAUGCAAGAUAUCUCAUCAUCAUCAGCUGGUAAACGAUUAUCAAAUCCAUCCAUAAACGGUAUAAAUAACAGUAGUAGUAGUAGUGGUCUUGGUAGUGGUGGUAAUAGUAGUGUUAUAAGUGGUAAGCCAUCGUCUCCUGCAGCUCUGGCACAUAGUAUUGGAUCACCUGCCGCUAUACUAUCAGUCAAAGAACCAGAACAACAACCAACACCGUCACCUGUGUCUGUAAAGAUUGAAACAACCCGUCCCAAACGAGCUUCAGCUAAGAAACGACCUCGGGUAGCAACUCGUCGACCAGUAUCUUCCGAUGAAGAAGAAGAGGAAGAAGAGGCGGACGAAGAAGAACCAGAGCCAGAAGAGGACGAUGAUGAUGACGAUGCUUUUGAAGCUCGACCUAAAAGUAGAAGGCAAUCUCGUAGUAAGAAGGCUAGUGCUGCUGCUCGUCCAGCUUCCAGAAACAGACGUGGUAAACGUGCUGUAUCUCAGACUAGCUCUGGAUUAGCUACACCCAAUAAUACCAACCAUACCAACUACAACAAUGAAGGUGACAAUAGCAAUAGUAUCAGCACUCCCAACAACACCACCACUGCAGCAGAUCAAGCAGGCUCUGAAGAAGCCUCUGGUAGUGAAUCCGUCCAAGUAAAGAGUGAAAACAAUGAUGGACCAGUCAACCCACGAGGACGUGGAGGACGUAACAGCCAGAGUGCGGCCAGCAAAAGACGAUCAGGUCGAGACUUGCUAACCGAAGAUGAGAAACGAGCAAACCAUAUCGCAUCAGAACAGAAACGACGAGAUUUAUUACGAAAUGGAUUUGCAUCACUUGUUGAUCUGGUGCCUGGAUUGAAGGGAGGAGCAGGUGGUAGUUCCAAGAGUUUGAUAUUGGAACGUACUGUUGAGUUUAUUAGGAAUCUAGAGGCUAGAAAUGAGGAGUUGGUUGAUGUUGUUGCAAGUUUGGAACGGAGGGUCGGUGAACAGUCAAAGUAG
Molecule: messenger RNA, 2172 nt
Organism: Synchytrium microbalum
Lineage: Eukaryota; Fungi; Chytridiomycota; Chytridiomycetes; Synchytriales; Synchytriaceae
Exons: 3
Coding region: 1-2172 (723 amino acids)
Biological process (GO): positive regulation of transcription by RNA polymerase II
Cellular component (GO): RNA polymerase II transcription regulator complex
Molecular function (GO): DNA-binding transcription factor activity; protein dimerization activity
Source: RefSeq, a predicted model, not a curated record